AACACGCGCCUCGCAACCGCACCCGCACCCACACCGACCCACACGCCAACACGCCCCGAACAACACAACCACACAAUCUUAGACGCGCACAGCUCCCGCCAUGCUUUUCUUCAGCUUCUUCAAGACGCUCGUCGAGCACGAGAUCACAGUCGAGCUCAAGAACGAGGUCCAGAUCCGCGGGACGCUGAAGAGCGUUGAUCAGUACUUGAAUAUCAAGCUGGAUAACGCGGAGGCGGUUGAUGAGAUUCGGUGGCCGCAUUUGUGCUCCACCAAGGACAUGUUCAUCCGUGGCUCCGUCGUCCGCUACGUCCACCUGCCCUCGGGCGCCGUCGAUACCGCGCUUCUCGAGGACGCGACACGGAGAGAGAUCGAGGCGACGAAGAGCAAGGCGAAAUGAGGGGUUUCGGAGACUAUGCCGAAUAGUUGAGACAGGGUCACGGCCAUCACGAUGAACGAGGCCGCCAGAUCGCGGACGAUAAAAGUCGCGGUGAAGGCAUUAUAGGAAGAUUCGGUGGAAAAUGUGAUGAUGAAGUCUUGCAUGGCAGCGGAAUUGGAGAGAGAUUCUAUCGUGGAUCGCGAUGGAGAGCAUGAUAAUACCCAUGAUUUAUGAUCACAGCUGUU
Messenger RNA from Boeremia exigua, 621 nucleotides. RefSeq lists its product as uncharacterized. NCBI's taxonomy places the organism in Eukaryota, Fungi, Ascomycota, Dothideomycetes, Pleosporales, Didymellaceae. Gene Ontology annotation, biological process: mRNA splicing, via spliceosome. Bases 101 to 397 code for a protein of 98 amino acids. Gene Ontology annotation, molecular function: RNA binding. The transcript has 3 exons. Gene Ontology annotation, cellular component: U4/U6 x U5 tri-snRNP complex; catalytic step 2 spliceosome; precatalytic spliceosome. The record is from RefSeq and is a predicted model, not a curated record.